ACGAUGGAUCGGUGGGUGUGGUUGUGCAUUGUCAUGGCGACGGGUGUCCUCUGCUUGAGCCUGGUGCAGCCGUGCCGGGCCGACGAUGCGGACGUGGAAGACGACCUGGACGUGGACAUGGUGGGCUCGUACGAGGAUCUGGAGGACGACCAUGCCGCCCCGCCGCCCGUCCCCAAAGUGACCUACAAGGCCCCGGAGCCAAUGGGAGAGCACUUCUUUGCCGAGUCUUUCGACCGCGGAACCCUUGACAGCUGGGUGCUGUCCAGCGCCAAGAAGGAGGACACCGACGAGGACAUCGCAAAGUAUGAUGGCAAGUGGGAGGUGGAGGAGAUGAAGGACAGCAAGCUUCCUGGCGACAAAGGUCUGGUCCUCAAGUCUCGAGCCAAACAUCACGCCAUUUCUGCUCCGCUGCUGCGGCCAUUCACAUUUGGCACCGCGCCGCUCAUUGUUCAGUACGAGGUGAACUUCCAGGCUGGCAUCGACUGUGGCGGUGCUUACAUCAAGUUGCUCACUCAGACGCCUGAACUGGACCUGGACGAGUUUGUGGACAAGACUGCGUACACGAUCAUGUUUGGACCGGACAAAUGCGGCGAGGACUACAAGCUGCACUUCAUCUUCAGGCACAAGAAUCCCAAGAUGGGCAAAUACGAGGAGAAGCACGCCAAGAAGCCAGACGCUGACCUGCGCACGUACUUCACCGACAAGAAGACUCACCUCUACACGCUGGUGGUGAACCCCGACAACACGUUUGAGAUGCUGGUGGACCAAACCGUGGUGAACAGCGGCAGCCUGCUAACGGACGUGAGCCCCCCGGUCAACCCCCCCGCGGAGAUCGAGGACCCCGACGACCGGAAGCCCGAAGACUGGGACGAGAGGCCCAAGAUCCAGGACCCGGACGCCACCAAACCCGAAGACUGGGACGAGGACGCUCCCGCUCAGGUUCCCGACGAGGACGCGGUCAAACCAGACGGCUGGCUGGACGACGAGCCCGAGUACGUGGGAGACCCUGACGCCGUCAAGCCCGAGGACUGGGACGAGGACAUGGAUGGCGAGUGGGAGGCGCCUCAGAUCCCCAACCCGGCCUGCGAGGUGGCGUCCGGCUGCGGCCAGUGGAAGCGGCCCAUGGUCGACAACCCCGAAUACAAGGGCAAGUGGAAGGCGCCAAUGAUCGACAACCCCAACUACCAGGGCGUGUGGAAGCCCCGUAAGAUCGCCAACCCCGAGUUCUUUGAGGACCUACACCCGUUCCGGAUGAGCGCCUUCAGCGCCGUGGGCCUGGAGCUGUGGUCCAUGACGUCCGACAUCUUCUUCGACAACUUCCUUGUCACCAACGACCGCAACGUGGCCGAGCGCUGGGCCAACGACGGCUGGGGCCUCAAGAAGGCGGCCGAGGGCGCCGCAGAGCCGGGCCUGGCCGCUCAGAUGAUGACCGCGGCAGAGGAGCGGCCUUGGCUUUGGGUCGUCUACGUGCUGACCGUGGCCUUGCCGCUCGUCCUCGUCCUCGUCUUCUGCUGCACUGGCAAGAAGAAGAGCGAGGCCCCGGCAGCGGCGGAGUACAAGAAAACGGACGAGGCCCAGCCUGACGUGAAGGAGGACCAGGAGGCCGAAGAGGAGGACAAGACUAGCCCAGAAGGCGAGCAGCAGCAGCAGCAGCAGGAGGAAGAGGAAAAUGAGGAACGUCCCGCCGACAAUGAUCAAGCGGGCGGUGAUAAGGAGGACGAGGUAGAGGCGGCGUCAGGGGAGGAGUUGGAGGAUGACAUUCUGCGGAGAUCUCCCAGGAACAGGAAGGUCAGAAAGGACUGAUCAAUCUCGAGCAACUGCCCCCCCCCCGCACUCCCUCCCAGGUCCCCCAUGCCCAUUUAAUGCCCCCCUCUCCUCCCGCGUGGAAGCGGGCAGAAAAAGAACGAAAGCAAACAGCGCAGAUGAGUUCCAGCGCCAACAGGACCGACGUAGACGUAAGGUUUCGUUUUGAAAAGAGAUUAUCCAAGUCCACUUGCAACUUCCUGCAUCAUUCCUUAACACAAAGCCAGAGCAGACUCACACCCGCCGGACCGUCGGACGGCCCGCUAGCAGCCUUUGGGCCAAUCAGACAUCACGGGGAUGAUGUCACAGAGUUGCUAAUGCUAAUGAGCCUGAUUUGCAUUUAAAUGAUAAAUCCCAACAAGCCUUUGGUGACACCUAAUCGAAUGGUUUAGCAAUUAGCAGCCGUUAAUUAGCCUGUUAAUGAUGCGCUAACAGCUGGCAGCAGACCAGAUAAUGUGGGUAAACAGUUUGCUAACUGAUUAAGUGGAUCCUUAAGAGCUGUUUCCAUCCGCUCUUGAGCACAUAUUGGACAUAAGAAAAAUCUCCAAGCAAAAAAAAUCCACUGCGUAAUUGUACCUUCUGCCAUCUAGUGGAAGAGCGUGUAAUUGUUCUGCCUGUCACUAUACGUCACUGGCAUAGAUGGGUGAACAAAAAAUACAUAACCAUUUUCAAACCAAUGACGUGAAAUUGGAUCAUUUCAGCCUAAUUGGGAUUAAGUGUCUUUUUGAUAGAAGCAAUGCUGCUCACGUUGAUGACAUCACUCCUCGUCACAUGACGUCACCGUCUGGACGUGUCCCGACGCCGCUCCCUUCAUCUUUAGCCAAACAAAUCUUUCUCAAAACAAAUCUGAAGCUUGAUGGAAAAGGCAGUGUCUGCUAUGAUGAUUUUUAUUUUAUUUUUUUCCCCCCUCCUCCUUCCCUAUUUGAUCGAAUCUUUCGACGUAGCUCUGCACUGAACAGGAAGUGAGUGAGUCGCACAUCCUGUUUGGACGCGUCUCUCUGUCCACGUCUUCGUUUUGUCAGCAAAUUAGCUUAGCCUUAGCAGUGGUGCUUGAGUCUGCUUCUUCCUUUGAUUUUGUGUUAACGCUUUUACUCAUUCCCUACUCCUUGUUCACUGCAAAGACAUUUUUAUAUUGUAGACAUUUUUAGGGAACUAUCUCGGUCCACAACAUAAAAAUCCCUUUUGUAGUGAUUCAGGAGUAGCGAUGAGCGACGGCGUUCGGAAUCAUUGAUCAUUCCUGACUCCCGAAUCACUACGAAGGGAUUUCUGGUGGACUAUUUAGGAACUAUCUAGGUUCACUAUAUAAAAAUGACUUUGUUGUGAUUGGGGAGUAGGUAGGGAAUGAAAUGAGUGAAUGAGUCCAACUGCAUUCGGAAUCAUUCACUCAUUCCUCACUACGUACACAUUUUCAUAUAUGGAACCUAGAUAGUUCUGCAAGUCUUCUGGCGUCGGCAUCGUCACGGUGAUACCGCCUGCUAACACUGUACAUCAGAUCCACUUGCUAACUGCCUCUUGGUUGCUGUUUUUUAAUUAUUAUUAUUUUGGAUUUUUCAGUUUUAGCUUUUUGUGUUGAAACUAAAGUGCUGGCUCUGCCUGUUCCUGCUGCACACAUGGUGUGGCGAGUGAGACGCCGCCGGAAAAAUGGUCCAACUUUGACUAGAAAUACUGUGAGACGCUGAUGUGUGUUUUGAUGAAUAAAAAGGCCAAAUGGAACAUUAA
This is a messenger RNA of Phyllopteryx taeniolatus (common seadragon), 3522 nucleotides long. It is a transcript of the gene canx, whose product is annotated as calnexin. Gene Ontology annotation, molecular function: calcium ion binding. The transcript has 14 exons. The record is from RefSeq and is a predicted model, not a curated record. NCBI's taxonomy places the organism in Eukaryota, Metazoa, Chordata, Actinopteri, Syngnathiformes, Syngnathidae. Gene Ontology annotation, biological process: protein folding. Bases 4 to 1803 code for a protein of 599 amino acids. Gene Ontology annotation, cellular component: endoplasmic reticulum membrane; endoplasmic reticulum.